AUGUCAAGUUCCGAUGCUCCAAUUUUAGUCACAGGGGCGGCUGGAAGAGUUGGUGGAGUCGGAGGACGUGUGGUUGAACUGCUACGAAAAGCCAAUUUACCGGUCCGCGCACUCGUACGCCAAGAUGACGAGAGAGCGGACCGAUUACGCUCUCUGGGAGCAGAAGUUGUCGUGGCAGAUCUCCUAAAAACAGAACAAGUCCUCCCUAUUCUCCAGGGGUGCCAAAAGAUCUUUUUCUGUCUUUCUGUCUCUGCAGAAUACCUCGAGGCGACGAUGGUAAUGGCAGCAGCUGCAAGGGCCACGCCAGGCAUUGAAAUCAUUGUCAACAUGUCUCAGAUGACAGUGGCCGAGAUGGAUUUGACGCAUACAACAGAUUCGCCCCAGCACAAGCUACAAUGGCUGAGUGAACAGGCACUUAACUGGUCUGGCGUGCCAGUAACUCAUCUUCGGCCAACGGCAUUCCAAGAAAACUCGCUUUUCUUGCAAAUGCCAGCCAGAGGGAUCAAGCAGUCAGGCAAAAUUCGACUACCUUUUGGGAAGGGACGCGUUUCCCCAGUCGCUACUCGAGACGUGGCUGAGUGUGCGGUUCAAAUUCUUUUACACGCUCAAGAUUAUGUCGGCAAGACCGUGGAAUUGACUGGGCCAAACUCGGUCGAUAUGUUUGAGCUGGCCAAGGAAUAUGCAUCUGCCAUUGGGAUCCCUGUGCAGUACGAACCAACACCUUUCGAAGUAUGGAGCGAGCAAGCGUCUAAAAUUGGAUGGCCUGCGCAUGUACAAAAUCACAUUUCUACCAUGGUCAAACUCGUAGAAGCAGGGCGUUACGAUAGAUAUACGGAUUCAGUUCAAACGAUUCUUGGUAGGCCAGCCACACCUAUUUCGUCAAUGAUCAGGCAGAAUCUCGACAUUUUUAAGUAG
Molecule: messenger RNA, 915 nt
Organism: Trichoderma atroviride IMI 206040
Lineage: Eukaryota; Fungi; Ascomycota; Sordariomycetes; Hypocreales; Hypocreaceae
Source: RefSeq, a predicted model, not a curated record